Ipomoea nil (Japanese morning glory) is the source of this 678-nucleotide messenger RNA. RefSeq lists its product as uncharacterized. The record is from RefSeq and is a predicted model, not a curated record. The transcript has a single exon. NCBI's taxonomy places the organism in Eukaryota, Viridiplantae, Streptophyta, Magnoliopsida, Solanales, Convolvulaceae. The coding region runs from base 1 to 678 and encodes 225 amino acids.
AUGUCGACAAACUCUUCUAAAAGAACCGUUACUACCACCACCGCCCCAACGCAACACUCCGGGACCUCCCUAAAUGCUGUGCACCAUUUUGUUUCGAUUAAGCUAAACAAUCGGAACUUUUUAUUCUGGCGCACCCAGAUUGUUCCAUUCUUGCGUGGGCAGGGCCUCUUAGGCUUCAUCGACGGCAGCUCCUCAUGUCCUCCGGCGACAGUUCCCGCGGCGGUGCAACCUGGCGACUCCGGCACCACCGUAGCAGGGUCAACCGUAGAUAACCCAGCGCACACCGCUUGGGUCCAACAGGAUCAAUCGAUCUUGUCUCUCAUGAUCUCAUCGCUCUCAGAUGAGGUUAUGCCUCUGGCGGUUGGUCGGGAGACUUCCAGAGAUGUUUGGCUCGCAAUCAAAGAAUCGCUAGCAUCUUCCACGAGGGCUCGGUGCCUCAAUUUGUUGGGGCAAUUCCAGACACUCCGGCAAGGCAGUAUGACGGCCUCGGAGUAUCUCGGCAAAGCCAAAUUGCUGGUCGAAGCUCUCUCCCUCGCCGGUCACAAUCUCACCCUCGACGAACAGGUUCUCUACGUGCUGCGUGGACUCCGGCCGGAGUUUCGGGCGUUAGCCAGUGCACUCACUGUGACUGGAAAGUCGGUGACCCUAUCCCAGCUCGGUGAUCUUUUGCAGGCGUAG